UAGGAGUCAGACCAUGGGCAGCUGAAUAUGGAAGGUUACAAAAGUUUUUUGGCUUUCCUUGUUUCCUCCCUCUUGCUGGGCUUCCUGGGAGUCAUUUUUACUCUAGUUUGGGUGCUUCACUGGAGAGAGGGGCUUGGCUGGGAUGGAGGAGCUGCAGAGUUCAACUGGCACCCAGUCUUGGUCACCUCAGGCUUCAUCUUCAUCCAAGGCAUUGCUAUCAUAGUGUACAGAUUGCCGUGGACCUGGAAAUGCAGCAAGCUGCUGAUGAAAUUUAUCCACGCCGGGCUUCAUCUCACCGCAUUAAUCUUUACCAUUGUGGCUCUGGUGGCCGUGUUUGAUUUUCACAAUGCCAAAAACAUCCCCAACAUGUACAGUCUGCACAGCUGGAUCGGGCUGACUGUUGUCAUCCUGUAUGCCUUACAGCUUGUUCUAGGUGUUUUGAUCUACCUGCUUCCUUUCGCCUCAAACACCCUGCGAGCUGCCCUCAUGCCAGUUCAUGUUUACUCUGGCCUGUUUAUCUUUGGUACAGUGAUAGCCACUGCUCUAAUGGGAAUCACAGAGAAACUAAUCUUUUCCCUGAAGGAGCCACCCUAUAGUAAAUUGCCACCUGAGGCCAUAUUUGUCAACACGUUCGGUCUCCUUAUCCUGGUAUUUGGCGGCCUGGUUGUUUGGAUGGUCACUACACCAGCCUGGAAGCGCCCUCGGGAGCAGGGAAUGGAAAUCUUAAGCCCUACUGUAUCUUCUCCAGAUGAAACAGAGGAAGGGUCCACUAUUACAGACUGCAGCAACACAGAGAAAUCUGAUGUGGAGUUAAAUAGCGAAGCGGCCAGAAAGAGAAUCUUGAAGUUGGACGAAGCAGGACAAAGGUCAACAAUGUGAGCAGGUUUAGGCCCCGCUACUGUGGAUUUGCUUCAUUCCUCGAAAUUAUUAUCUGGGGACUCUAACACCUCAGUUAGCCAACAUCAUUCCUGCAAAACAGUGCAAGGUCACUAAGGGGCAGAUCUAUUAAGGGUUGAACUGAAAAUUCUAAAAAAAAUUUAAUGGUCAAAACUGUCAAAUUCAACUAGGGAAUUAUCCAAACUUGAUUCGAGUUUUUUUUUAAAAAAAUUUAAUUUGAUUUUCGAGAUUUAUCAUACUCUGGUCCUUUAAGAAUUCUAAUUUUGACUAUUCGCCACCUAAAACCUGCGAAAUUACUGUUUAAGUCAAGGGAGAGGUCCAGGGAUCAAUUUGGAGAUGUUUGCAGCCUUCCUGACAUUCAGAGCAAAUAGAAUUCGAUACAAGUUUUUGAGUAUUCGUCUUAGUUUUUAAAAUUCUAUUUUUUUUUAUACAUUUCCCUAAGAAUUUUCGAAUUCAUUUGAAUUCAAGGGAGUUUUAAAAAAAACUUCGAAAUUCAGCCCUUGAUAAAUGUGCCUCCCCAUGUUUAUAUUCAGGGAUACAAGGCAGACAGGGACUGAACGCAUCUAUAAAAUUGAAGAUAGAUUGCGGUAUCUGUUGCUUUAAUUUUUAAACUUGUGGUAGGCUGUUAAAAGAAAUGUAAAUCCUUGAAACAAAUGCAUGCAUGCAGCAUUGCUCUGACUGAUACAAUGAAUGUGAAACAACAGCACCACCUGCUGCUCAGUUCUGUGUUGCCGCCACACACGGCAGAAAAUUAAGUUGCUGAGCAAAGUCUUGGGAUGUUGCUCUGAGCAAUUUUAUAUACAUUUGUUUUGAGGGUUUAUUAAAUCAGUUCCAUAAACUUAGUAACAUUGGAUGUUUUCACCAGGUAAGCUCCAGAUCUUGUAGUGCAUAGCAACCAAUCAAAUGUUAGAAUAAAAGGAGAACACAAUGUGUAAUCUGCGGGGGGGGGGGGCAAAAAGUUCAUGGCAGAUGACCUUCUAUAGAAAUUCUACAGCAAUUUCAAUCACUACUGGUGCCUAACAUUUGGCACCUCACAGUGAUUUUAAGUACAGUUCUUCUUUAACAGAAGACCAGUAAUUUUCUAACUGAGGAUUGGUUCCUAGAGUUUCUAACUUGUAGUAGACUGACCAAAACUAAUUGCUGAUUGGUUGCCAUGAAUUUGGUAAUUUGGUACUUAUGUUACUAAAUGAGCCCCAUCUUCUAUGGAGUAUGAUGCUCAUCAUUACCAUACAGGAAAAUGUAAAAACUCAUAUGUCUAAAAUGUUUUUGUAAUUGAAUUUUGGGUGUUAUUAAUAACAUGUAUUUAUAUAGUGCCAACAUAUUUCUCAGCGUGUUGUUAUCAUCACCACCCAGCAGUCCUCCAUGCUACCAUAAAACAAACAAAUAAAUGGCAUAAUUAAUAUAUUAUUAAGCUGGAGGUCAUAAGACAUUGCUCCUGUGUAUUAUAUACCUAUAGCAGCACAGUAGUUGCCUAUAUAAGAUUCUUUUUGAUUAUUUUAGGAUAUCUUGGGAAUUAAGGGGAUUCUAUAGCAUUACAACUGUUUCACUAACCUGGUAAAUUUAAAAGAAAGUGAAAAUGGUAAAUUACACUUUAUAUUUUGUCCUGAAAGAAUUCUUUAUAGGAAAGCUGUGAUUCAUUCCACUGGAAAUAGUUCUCAAUCACACCUAGGGUGGCCAAUCAGAGCAGCCCCGUAGUUUCACUUUAAUUUUUAAAUUAAAAUGUUUUUAUUUCUAAAGAUGAAUAGUUAUGGCAACAUCUGCAUGGGAUGAUGGGAACUAUCUCAAAAAAAGUGUCUGAUGCACACACAAGCAAUUAUCCAUUUAUCUGAGUUCAGCCUCCCUGACAUUAUUGUGUGUACUGGCCAAUAUAGGAGUCCGUUUUGAUAGACUUCCCUGACAUCUGACCAAAUCACAGUCAGGUCUGGACAUAAAGCCUAAUUUACUGGUAUUUCCCAUCAGCCCAUAGAUGGCGGUAUCAGCAGAGAAUAAAAGUGGAGGCCACACCUCCUUUCUGAUCCACACACUUCACAGUGCUUAAAGGGGUUGUUUGCCUUUAAAUUAACUUUUAGUAUGAUGUAGAGAGGGGUAUUCUGAGACAAUUUGCAAUUGGUUUUAAUAUUUUAUUAUUUGUGGUUUUUGAGUUAUUUAGCUUUUUAUUCAGCAGCUCUCCAGUUAGCAAUUUCAGCAAUCUGGUUGCUAGGGUCCAAAUAACCCUAGCAACCAUGCAUAGAUAUGAAUAACAGACUGGAAUAUGAGUAGGAGAGGGCCUGAAUAGAAAGGUGAGAAGUAAAAAAUAGCAAUAACAAUAAAUUUGUAGCCUUACAGAGUAUUUGUUUUUAGAUGGGUUCAGUGACCCCCCAUAUGAAAGCUGGAAAGAGUCAGAAGGAAAAGGUAAAUCAUUCAAAAACUAUAAAAAGUAAAAAAUGAAGGGCAAUUGAAAAGUUACUUAGAAUUAGCCACUUGAAGUAUCAGUAAUUACAGUCUCUCUACGCUGGACGUAAUCAGAGAGACAGUGGCGAUACAGUGAAAAUUCAGUUUUACAUCCCCUGAUUUUAAGUUUUCCCUCAUUUUACAUUGUUGUUUUGUGGUCCCACAAAAUUUUCCAGGAUUUUAAACCAUAUUUUUCUUGUCCCCUGAAAAACGUAAAAUGGGGGUUCUACUGUAAUAUAUAACUUCUUAACAGCCAAGAGGAAAAGAACUCAGCUUCACAUAAGAGCUUUUACACAUGUUUUGUUGCUGUUUCUUUGGGACUUUGCAGUUUGAGAUUUGGAUAUUACAUUUUCUAAUGCCCCUAUUGGUGAUAAAUGGGGUUUCCCAAGCUUCCUUAAUAGUUGCAUACACACAGAUCAAAAACUUGCAUGAUUCUCAUUUAUGCAGUGCCAUAGUAUGCAGCUCAGUACAACGGAUGUCACACAAUUUACUCUUGUAUUGGAACCAAUGUCACCAGUAAUGAUAUUGCUCCAUACUCCAUAGUGGCGCAGGGAGAAACAGAAGUCAACAUAAUAUGAAAGCAAAAGUGAUAUUUUCUGACUUAAUUAUAUAAACAGGUCUAUUAUUUGUAAGAAAUAUUCUUUGCAGGCAAAUACCCCAUGCAUAAUGGUUGCUAGUCCUGUAAAUAUUGGCUUGGGAAUCUGAUAGGUGAGAAUUUUCUAAUUGUAUAUGUAUGUUUCCUAUGUACAGAUAUGGUAUAUCUCAGUAGGAAACAUUGUAUUUGGUA
Messenger RNA from Xenopus laevis (African clawed frog), 4114 nucleotides. RefSeq names its product cytochrome b reductase 1 L homeolog (gene cybrd1.L). Gene Ontology annotation, biological process: transmembrane transport. Gene Ontology annotation, molecular function: oxidoreductase activity; transmembrane ascorbate ferrireductase activity; transmembrane monodehydroascorbate reductase activity. Gene Ontology annotation, cellular component: apical plasma membrane; lysosomal membrane; plasma membrane. NCBI's taxonomy places the organism in Eukaryota, Metazoa, Chordata, Amphibia, Anura, Pipidae. The record is from RefSeq and is marked provisional.